Molecule: messenger RNA, 2520 nt
Organism: Lepisosteus oculatus (spotted gar)
Lineage: Eukaryota; Metazoa; Chordata; Actinopteri; Semionotiformes; Lepisosteidae
Gene: etv6
Product: ETS variant transcription factor 6
Biological process (GO): regulation of transcription by RNA polymerase II; cell differentiation
Cellular component (GO): nucleus
Molecular function (GO): DNA-binding transcription factor activity, RNA polymerase II-specific; sequence-specific DNA binding
Source: RefSeq, a predicted model, not a curated record
AGCACUUAAACACCCAGAUCAAUGAGCAAAGCGUUGUUUGCCUUUCAGUUUCAGUCUUCCAGGAAGAAAGUAACCAGUAGAUCAACAAAAUGUAGUAAAAAAACAAAAGAGGGAAACAAAGUAAAUGUAUUUAUUUUUUAAUUGCUACGCAAGUUAAAAAAAACAAAAUAAAUAAACUUGUGUGCUUUUCUCUGUUGGAAUCCACUACAAGUAGACGGAUGUGGAUGAUUUUCUGGUUUAUUUCAAGGAAAAAAAGGGGAAAGGAAAGUGGAAAAAAGGAGAACUUCCUGAAUUGUGUAAGACAUGUCUGAAGCUUCGUUGCAGCUUACAAUUAAGCAGGAAAAUCUCUCAUUCAGUCCUUUAACGAGCCCUUUGCCAAGCUCCACUUCCUCUGCAGUUCAUGUUCCAACAUCACGGCAGGCUAGCAGGAUGGAGGAAGAGCCAACAAGACUGCCUGCACACCUGCGCUUACAGCCGGUGUACUGGAGCAGAGAUGAUGUGUCACAGUGGUUGAAAUGGGCUGAAAAGGAGUUUUCCUUGCAUCCUAUUAACAACAACACCUUUGAAAUGAAUGGCAAGGCGCUUCUACUGCUGACCAAAGAGGAUUUCCGCUAUAGGUCCCCGCAUUCUGGUGAUGUUUUGUAUGAGCUCCUUCAGCAUAUUCUGAAGCAGAGGAAAUCCCACUCUUUCUAUCCAUCCUUCUUCUACCCAGGAAACUCUUUUCAGACACAGCCUGAGGCAGCCGUUCAGCAUUCUAAACUUGAAGAAACGGUACGGCGAACUCCUCGAGGUACAGAGGGCCUCCAUCACAAUCCCCCUACUAUUGAACUCCGGCAUCGUCCUCGCUCCCCUCGCCUGAACAACCAAGACCUUUCGCCAGAUUCCCAGAGGUCCCCUCUCGAUAAUGCAUCUCGACACCUGUCGCCCGAGGACAGGCUGCGUCCUGCUUCCCAGCCGCAAGAAAACAAUCACACUGCAUCAUUGGAGGAGCCUUAUCAACUGUCCGUCUCCCCAGAACAGAACAACAGCCACUGUCCCACCCCUACUGAAGGACAGCGCUCAGGCAGCCCAUAUCAAGACAACCCUCGUGUUAUACAGCUUGUGCCAAGCGCCAUAAUGCAUCCUCUGAUUAUUAAUCCCAGGCAGACUUUGGACUUAAAGCAUUCCCGGUCUUCAGAUAAUGGCUGGGAGGGAAAGCCCAUGAACCUGACUCACAGAGAGGACCUCCUAUACAGGAACCACAUUAUGAUGCCAGUCUCUCCACCAGAGGAAAAGCCUCUCCCCAUUGGCAGGAUAGCUGAUUGCAGGCUGCUGUGGGAUUAUGUUUAUCAGCUUCUUUCUGACAGCCGGUACGAAAACUACAUUCGUUGGGAAGAUAAGGAAACAAAGGUUUUUCGAAUAGUAGACCCCAAUGGUCUGGCUCGACUUUGGGGGAAUCAUAAGAACCGUACCAAUAUGACCUAUGAGAAGAUGUCGAGAGCACUGCGACACUACUAUAAACUGAACAUCAUUAGGAAGGAGCCCGGACAACGACUAUUAUUCAGGUUCAUGAAAACCCCAGAUGAAAUCAUGAGUGGACAAACCGACAGGCUUGAGCACCUUGAGUCAGAUUUAGAUGACCAAAUGUAUGUAAAGGAAGAGUGCUGAGCUCUUUAAAAGAUGUGAUAAGACAAUCAAAAUUUUCUCAAGAGGGAUUUUAAAAAGAAACAUUCUUGAAGACCGGGACCUCUGGAAAGCACAAGCUACCUGCUUUAUUAAUGUGUGACACAUAGCCGAAAAACAUUUUGCAACUUAGCCUCAAACUGAAGAAAAAACGCAAGAUCUACUGAUAGUAUUCUGGCAUUUACUUAGAAUUCGAUGGAAAUGUCAGUGAUUCAUCCUUUUAAAUUAAAAACCGCAAUUCCUGCUGUGCCAUUAUAAUAGCAAUUAAGCACAGUUUAUGGAAAUCAAUUAGCUCAAAAUUUUGGUGUUGGGAUUUUUAAAAUAUGCUUAAUUUAGGGUGUUUUUGCCAUUCAGUGCAAAACAUGAGGGAUUUUAUAAAUUUAGAAUAAGAACUUUUUUAGGUGCAAUAAUGACAAACAUUGGAUCUUUUUUAAGUUUUGCUUUUUCAUUCAUUUUGUAAAUUAAUAUCUUUCCAUUUAAUGUAAGUAGCAAUUUUCCAAAAAAGGUUCAUAUGGGAGAUGCUUGUCUUUACUUAGGGGGAACAAAAAUGUAUAGGAACAUCUUUAAACUAUGGAAGUUGAAGAUUUAGAUGUUUGUCACCAUGCUUAGUGUCAAUGAGUCUAUAUCAUCUUCAUUUUUCAAAUUGUUUCCUUCAUGAUUUGUUUCUUCUGUAACGUUAUACAUUACAUUUCUUUGUAUGUUAGGAUUGUAGAAUGGAUUAUCUGCCUUUAAACAGGGUGUAAUGAAACUUCAGAUCUAAGCUAAAGAAAGCUUAGCCCUUUGUGAAACGGUUCACCUAAAAUUUCCCCACUGUUGCAGCACAAGCCAUAAGGAAAAAGAAAUAAAUACAUAAAUGGA